GAUAAGCCGCGGGGGUUGAAAAAGUUGAUUAAUUACAAUCUCAGCUGAUUUGGCUCUCGUAACAUUAACAAACUUCGUUCUCAAUGAAAGUUCGCUGACUAAUUAAUGAAUUUGGACUUCCUGUUGAAAAUCCAGAGCGAAAGCAUCUGUUGUUUCCUCACGAAACAGUUGGCUAGUUGUCAAAGCAAGGAUAUAGCUGACAAGCAAUUGGAUUAGAGGUGCUGAAAGGUAGAAAUCUCUUUAGCACGUUCGUGCACGUUUCCCUUUCCUUGCGGCUGAGACGCAAUAGAGAUACUUCAAAAGACAUUUCGUCUUCGUAAACAGAAUGUACGGUGACAACACGCAUCGUAUCUGCAAAUACGCUUUUUGUCUUUUUCUGCUUCAACUGGCCGUAGCCCAAGACCAAACCCCAGCCAAGACAUGCCCUGCCCCAGAAGCUCCUAAAAAUGCUAUAACAGUGGGAAACAACACAGUUGGCUCAACCGUCAAGUUCUUGUGUAAAGAAGGUUUUUUUCGACUUGGAAGACCAUUUACAAUCACAUGUCAAUCAGAUGGACAGUGGACUAAACCUGAUGUGUCAUGCGUAGCCGUAAGCUGUGGAGAUCCAGGAUCUCCCGUUAAUGGCAAACGUGAAGGCUGGUUGUUCCAGUUUGGCAACACCGUCAAUUUCACAUGCUUGCCUGGGUAUGAGCUAGAAGGACCCAAGACAAGAACCUGCCUUGCCAAUCAAACAUGGAGCGAGACACAGCCGAUUUGCAAACCUAUCACGUGUGAGGACCCGCCAGCGGUGGCUGAGGCGGAGAUGUUCGGCGGCGGCUUCGUGUUCGGAGCGCACGUGCAUUACACGUGUCACGAAGGUUACCAAAUGCAAGGACCAGACAAUUUGGCAUGUGGAGAACAAGGAGAGUGGAUUGGUGAAGUUCCCGUUUGUACAGUAAUAACCUGUGCAGACCCUGGUAUACCGCAGUAUGGUUCAAGAAAUGGAAGCGAAGAUUUCAAGUAUGGCGCGAAAGUCUCUUUUCGCUGCAACAAAGGGUACAUCAUAUAUGGGUCUCACGAGCGGAGCUGCGAUGGUGAAGGGGAGUGGACUGGGGUACAGCCGUAUUGCGUUGCGUGCGCUGGAGUUGACACGCCUGUUUUCAUCAGGAAAGGUGUUCGUUUUCUACGUGGAUUAGUCAAGGAAAAACGCGAAAACGUCGUCACAGUGUUGACAGAAUCUUCUGAUGAGGAAAAGGACAUCGUGAUCUAUGGACAAGGGACGCAGCAUUACAUUAUGGUAGAGGACAUUCUUCCGUCUCCGAGGCACGUCUUUUUGGGAACCCGAGUCAUAGCAAAACACGUGCGAACUGGAAAGUACACCUUCGCUAGAAUUGACGCUAUCAAUGGCGACAAAUAUUCUGUCACCUUCGAGGACAAACAAGUAACCGAAGGAAUAGUGGCUGUCGAGUCUAUCCGCAAUUUGUAUCCCCCGACGUUUUGUGCAACGUGCCCAGACCCAGGAAGCCCAGAGAAGGGCUUUAGAGAAGACAGACUGGAGGAAUUCAUUGUAGGGACAGAAGUGGAGAUUGGUUGUGAGAUUAAUACCAAGUUGAAUGGCACAAGUAAACGAAAAUGUCUGCCCAGCGGAGAGUGGACGGGAGAACAACCAACUUGCGUGAUCACCUAUUGUUGGGAUCUCGAUGUCCUUCCUCCCAGGAAUGGAAAAAGAACUGGUAACGACUUUGGUAUUGGCAGCAUUGUAACUUUUUCUUGUGAUGAAGGCUACGAGCUGGAUGGAGAAUCGAAGCUAACCUGUCGUUCAGAUGGUCAGUGGUCUGAUAUGGUGCCCUUGUGUAAAGAUCGCUGCGAGGGUGUGUCUUGUAAAGCUUGGGAGAAGUGCGUUUAUGACAGCAGCAAUGGCGUCAGAUGUGUCUGUCGUGAUAACCUGGAAUGCCCAGCUGAUUUCCAACCAGUGUGUGGCUCGGAUGCAAAUAAUUACAAUAAUGACUGCAUUAUGAAGGCGACAGCUUGUAGACAAGGCAAAGAGAUGGAGAAGACUGCAGAUGGUCCGUGCACUCCAGGAGCAAUUUGUCAAAUCGUUCCAUCCAGCAAUUGCAGGGGGUAUUUUAGAAACUUUUAUUUCAACUUGGAGACCAAUGCGUGCGAGCCGAUCGUCGCCGGUGGCUGCCACCCAAGUGGCUGGAAUGGCUUCACCACUAUAGAAGAUUGCAACCGCACUUGUUCAGUGGAUGUGUGUGCUCAGCCAGCUGACACAGGACCUUGUGAGAAGAAGACAAUUCGAUGGGCGUUUCACUCAAAAGCAGGACGCUGCAAGCAAUUCAAAUAUGGAGGCUGUUUUGGUAAUGAAAAUAACUUUGACACAGAAGAAAAAUGCAAUAAGCGAUGCCCACCUAAAGCUAAACCAAGUGAAAACUGCCCGAAGUGUGUCCAAAUGAAAGUCGGCGGGGUUUGCCGAGGAAGUAAUAUUGCCUUUAUCGCCAAGGUCAAGAAUAUAUUGCCAGAAGACCCGGCAAAGAAACAUGUCCGCUAUUUGGUUGCAAUAAAUAAGGUGCUAAAGAACACCAAUGGGUCCCUUCCUGAGGGGGACGCGGUCGUCAGUGUCCCUUAUGAUAAGUCACCAGACUGCCCCUGCCCUUCGCUACCCGGCAAGACUUUCAUCCUGGUGGGUAAUGUUGUAAUUGAAUCCAGAGAGGAAGUCCCCAAACCGGGUCUUAUCCUCUCUCAGCGAGCAUUUGUGCAAAAGUGGAACAAGGAUAACAAAGAUUUUCUCGCAAAGUUGCAGAGAAAAUGUGGCGAACAUAUGGAUUUCAAAGGACUGAUUUAAACUGAAUUCUCUUAAUCCGUUUUAGCUAAGACGCCUACAUUGUUACUGUUGCUGUUAGGGUCUUUUUUGUUUGUUUGUUUGUUUGUUUGUUUUUUGUAAUUAUUAUUUCAUUUUUUCGCUUACAUGUAACAAGUAAAUUUAGGGAACUGUAGAGGUAAUAUGAGGUCCAUAUUUCAAGCAAGGUAUUUUUUGGCUCGUAUCAUCUCUGGGUUUAUUUGCUUUCCAGUUUUGUAAGAACGCGACUUGAACAGGGCCUAGACUGAGAAAAUCGCUCUAAAAACCGCUUGCUCUGUUCCUUCUCUGGACCCACGUAAGUUCAAUCCAUUAAGUUAAGCUCUUGAAUAAAAAGAAAAUAAGCCUAGCAGUAAAUUCCUUAAUUGAAUUUAGUAUAAUCGCCAUCAGCUAUGAAGCUUUAUUAUAGUAACUAUGCUUGUAAACCUUAUGCUUGUAGUAAAUAAAACUGCUCAUUGUAAAACA
Molecule: messenger RNA, 3301 nt
Organism: Orbicella faveolata
Lineage: Eukaryota; Metazoa; Cnidaria; Anthozoa; Scleractinia; Merulinidae
Product: CUB and sushi domain-containing protein 3-like
Molecular function (GO): protein binding; serine-type endopeptidase inhibitor activity
Source: RefSeq, a predicted model, not a curated record